Molecule: messenger RNA, 1368 nt
Organism: Aspergillus puulaauensis
Lineage: Eukaryota; Fungi; Ascomycota; Eurotiomycetes; Eurotiales; Aspergillaceae
Product: RPAP1 family protein
Exons: 1
Coding region: 1-1368 (455 amino acids)
Biological process (GO): transcription by RNA polymerase II
Cellular component (GO): nucleus
Source: RefSeq, a predicted model, not a curated record
AUGGCUUUACACGGUGAGCGAUUCGAGCUCGAUCUGGGUUCUGACACGGAGGAUCAUUCCCCGGCUUCUACCUCCAUCCUUUCCAUCCCGGGUGUCAUCGGAGAAAUCCAGGAACGCUCCCCCGCCGCACCGCCCGCACCUCCGACUCUGAAGUCCGCCAGUGGGUUUCCCGCCCAUCGUCGUCGCGCAAAACAAUCGGCAUUUAAGCAACGACAGGCCCAGCCUAAAGCCGCACCUGCGGAAACAGAACAGCCGACUUCUGCCUUGCAAGAUGACAAAACAGCGAUUGGAGAACAGAAUCGCCAGCAACUGGCAUCUAUGUCCGACGCGCAGAUCAAACAUGAACGCGAGGAGCUGCUAUCUUCUCUCGACCCGUCAUUACUCGAACGGUUUCUUCGUCGGGCUCGCAUUGAUGACGAAAACCCGGCGCCUUCGUCCUCUACCGCGACAAUGAGCGACGAUACCCAAACCACUGCAGCUCCUGCCCCAAAACCAGACCCGACUCCUUCCUCUAUAUCGCAACCAAAAGAUAAUAAGAAAGAGAGCAAUACUCCUCGUAUAGACGAAAGCGCUCCCUCAAAGAUCCCCGAAGACCUCCACCCAGCAGCGAACUUUCCUCACUCCGGCUCCGUCCAUUUUCCUACUCCGCCGCCUGGCACCACCAUGCCAACAUUAGAUCCUUCAUCGCCCUCCUUCCUAUCCGACCUCCAAGCGCACUACUUCCCUAAUAUUUCCCACGACCAUUCCUCCCUCUCCUGGCUUCAGCCACCCUCAUCAGAACCAGAUGAACCCGGAGCCCCUCCAUCAUCCGCCUACCACCCAGGCAGUAGCGCUGAAGCUGUGCAUCCAGCUUUUCUACGAUUCUCUCUAACCGGCACAAUACUGUCGCCCUCAACAUCGCUCUCCUUACCGACAACACUAGGCCUACACCACCAUGGCGACGAUCCCCAUGCUGCCGGAUAUACUAUCCCCGAACUCGCCAUCCUCAGCCGUUCCUCAUUUCCCGCCCAACGCUGCAUCGCCUGGCAAGUCCUCGGCCGUAUCUUAUUCCGCCUUGGAAAAGGCCAGUUCGGAGAACGAGGGAGCACACUGGUCGAAGGUCUUUGGUCCGUGGUUGAGCGCGAAGGUGUAGUGGCUGGGAUGCUGGAGGAGGCAGGUUCGUCGACUUCUACCCCGACUCGCCGUGCGGAUAGGGAUUCUACGGAUUCAGCAGCGGAGAAUGAGCAGGACUCAGCAAACAUGCAGACGAGCGGCUUUCGCCGUCAUGCUAGCGCGUCAGCGUGGGCUGUUGAAGGUGUCUGGUUAUGGCAGAUGGGCGGCUCUGGCGAUCGGGGCAUCUUGAAACCCGGUGAGCUCCGAUCACAGUAG